CACUCAUCGCGUAGAUUUCCCAUCAAGCGCCGCAGGGACAGGGUAACCCGCACGCCACACCCUGUUUUCGCGCGACGCCGCGCAGGUGGAGCCGGGAGCGUGACCCGCGUGGGCUUUCUGUUCGGGGAGGGCUGCCUGAGGCCGCGCGCUGGGCGUAAGCUGCAAGGCUGAAGGAUGCGGAUCCUGGGAAACGGCCGCUUGUUUGACGCAACGUCGCUUGUUUCAGGCAGGCCUGGCGCCAGCGAUGGGCGGCGUGCGGGUGGCGUAGGGCUGAGUUUUGUCACCGGCCGCAAGACGCAGGGUUGAGGUAUGUUGAGAUGGGAAGACUGUCUUCUAGGUAGAGUGCAGUAGACGUCGAUGAAAUGAAGUUACGGCCGCGGAACUCUGAGUGGAUUACAAAUCAGAACAUCUUCACGGAGGUAUACAAAUUCCCUUCAAACACAUGGUCUAUAGCUCCCUAUCUCCACCAAGUCCCCUCAACGCUACCACUCUCCCACAAUGCACCAGCUCGAAUUCCCAGCCACGCCCCCCACCCUCCCCAACCCCCUCCUCCCCGCCUCCGAAAACGCGCCCUGGCGCCUCAUCGGGCCGGGGACCUGGGAGCUGCCCCUCAAUCACUCUGCUAGCCCUAUCAAAGAGAAGUCGGUCCUGCAGUACUACGAACCGCAUACCCCGUCCAUCACUGAUGCGAUUAUCACGCACACGUAUACUGAGGAAGUAGUGAUUCUGAAAGGGAGUCUGACGGAUGUGAAGAAAGGGAUUACGGCGGUGCUGGGGAGCUAUGCGUUCCGGGAGCCGGGGAUGGAGCAUGGGCCGUAUAGAGCCGGGGACGAGGGGGUGUUGCAGUUUGUUAAGGUGAGGGGGGAGGGGGUGUAAUAAAUGGAGGAGGAGCGGGGAGAUUUGGGAGGGGGUUUGAGGGAGAGGGAGAGGGAGGAGGUUGAGAGGGAGAGACGAACUUGAGAAGGAAAGGAGGUUGAGAGAGAGUAGUUUGAAAGGGAGAUGAUGAGUGAGAAGAAGAAAGAAGCUCCCCUCACCAUCCGAGAAGAAGAUGAGUGAGCUGCUUAGGACGUCAGAGACGGGUACCUAUAACGCCGCCCACGACGCCGCGUGGCUUGCGGACCGAGCCGUUUCGUAUUCGGCUCACUGGAUGAGUGUUGAGGGUGCCUUGCGGUGGUCUGAGCUGUAGAAAAACGGUGUUUGUCAUACACCGCGUUCGCAUUCCUUUUUACGUCAGAUGUUGGAGUUGGAGCCGGGUUCGUUUCAGGCACGGACACGAUUGUGCUAUACUCACUACUGCUUCAUCCCACUCUUUGUAUUUUCCAUGUCGAGGCUAUGACUCUAUUUGUGUAUAUGUGGCAAAAAUGU
Molecule: messenger RNA, 1365 nt
Organism: Mytilinidion resinicola
Lineage: Eukaryota; Fungi; Ascomycota; Dothideomycetes; Mytilinidiales; Mytilinidiaceae
Exons: 1
Coding region: 499-876 (125 amino acids)
Source: RefSeq, a predicted model, not a curated record